Messenger RNA from Ilyonectria robusta, 603 nucleotides. Its product is annotated as ETC complex I subunit conserved region-domain-containing protein. NCBI's taxonomy places the organism in Eukaryota, Fungi, Ascomycota, Sordariomycetes, Hypocreales, Nectriaceae. Gene Ontology annotation, biological process: electron transport chain. The coding region runs from base 1 to 603 and encodes 200 amino acids. The record is from RefSeq and is a predicted model, not a curated record. The transcript is spliced from 3 exons.
AUGGCCUCUCUCCGAACCCAGAGCGCGGCUCGCAUGCUGCGAAGCGUCGCCUCGCCCCGCGUCGCCCUCUCCGCCGCCCCCCGACGCUUCCAGAGCUCCGUCACCACAGCGGCCCCCGGCACCGUCCCCGUUACUCCCAGCACCACCAACCAGCCCGACUACGAUAUCCAGGCGGACAAGGCGACCUCCACCUUUACCCCCGUCCCCAAGUCAGUUCAGACUGGCAGCGAGGAGAUCCUCCCUGCUUCGAUCAUCUCGGGCGCUCCCGUUGAACUCCAGGCCCGAACUGUCCGCAUCUACCAGGAGACCAAGCCCGCAACUCAAUCCGGCGAGUGGCGCGGCCAGCGCUGGCGCAUGGAUUGGGAUAUUCUCCCCAAGGGCCAUCGUUGGGAGAACCAGCUGAUGGGCUGGCAGUCAUCGGGUGACUUCAUGCAGGGCACCCACAUCAACUUCCAGAGCAAGGAGGACGCCAUCCACUUUGCUGAGAAGCAGGGCUACGAGUACUUUGUUCAGGAGCCCAAGUCGAGGAAGAUCAGCCCCAAGGCUUACGCCAACAACUUCCUCUACUCGCCCAAGAAGCUCAAGCACAUCAGGACGAAAUAG